GCUAAGGAAACAAAGAGAAAGGAAACGAAUGUUUUCUUCCGUCACAUUUACGACGAUCGACAGCUUAAUAAUGAAUGAGAGAUAAACAAACUGUCACGCAAGUUUCCAGAUUUUAUGACUGAUGACAGCAAUGUCAUGGCAUCAUCUGACCCUGAAGUCCCAUCCCAUCAUGUAAAGCAAGAAGUUUGUGCCACAAGGAAACCCUACAGGGAAGGUAGACAUGCAAAAGCAGUUAAGGUUUACACUGUGAACAAUGAGUCCCGAUACAUCCUCAUCCAAGGUGUCCCCUGUGUUGGAGCCACUAAAAAUUUAGUGGAUUUGUGUUCCAAAUUUGGUGCAGUGGAAGAGCACCAUGCCUUAGACGAAUACCCCUGUGAAGACAAGUACACAGAAGUUUACUUAUUCAAAUAUAAAAAGAUUCAGUCCGCAAGAUUUGCCAAGAGGAAACUAGAUGACUAUUCCUUUUUUGGUGGUGCACUUCAUGUGUGCUAUGCCCCAGAAUAUGAAACUGUCUCGGAGACAAGAGAAAAGCUUCUAGAUCGACGCAGAGUUGUUGCUUAUAAAAUCAGGCAACAUGAAGCAGAGCAAAAGAUGUCGAAACAGGCCACGCCAUCAACAAAUGCUAGGGAGGUAGCGACCCCCACACCUGUUGCAGAUUCUAAUGUAACCACCUCAGGACUUGACAAUGGAAAUAUGAGACAUAAUCAACCUGCCCAAACAUCUACUCCAUUGACUUUAGCUUCACAUGCAUCAAGAGUGCCUCUGCCUCAGACAUUUCCCCCAAGUCAUGGGAAUGUUAAUCCAGCCGUACCGACUCAUACACAUUUCUCUGCUCCUAUCACCGCUCAUUCUCAAAGAGGGCAAGUCUUGGCAUCAGAACCCACCUUUGAGCUGCCACUGCCUCCUCAAGCAUCAUCGUUCAUUCCUCACAGUGUGCGUGGCAGAAAAACAUACGAAUUUUCACGAGUGCCAUCAGCUCAUGCAACUCUGCCCUCAGGGUUUGAUGGAAGGUUGAACACCAAAAUUGAUACCGGUAACACUACCAUACUUCCCAAGAUGGCCGACCCACCUUCUGCACCUAUAUCCUCUUCAACAUCAAUGUCAUCCAGUACAGGGGUGAAGAUUGCCAAAGGAAAAUUGGACAGUACUACUGUGAUAGUUAAAAAAUAUAAGCCCCAAGGACCUGCUCCAAAAUUUGUACCCAGACAAGCCGUGAAACGCAAAGCCACGGAUACUUCUGAACUGCCUCAACGUAAAAAAACCGACGGGCUUGAUCAUGAAAUCCGCCAAAAUGCUUUCCAGUUAGGUCAGUUGCAAGGGCCUGAAAACUUGGAGAAAAGUACUAAAAACCCUGUGGUGCCCCCAGCUUUGAACAAAUCUGUUACUGAGACAAUUCAUGCCAUUCGCAGUAAAAUCUCACAGGUGAUAAAUGCCAGUGUGAAGAAACAGACAUGACAUCUUGCUGUUCAAAAGUUCGAAUUAAUCUGGAGGAAAAGAAUACUUUCAAAACGCUCAGAUGAAAGCGUCAAGGAACUGAACCUAAUCUUAGUGCAUGUUUUAUGUGUACUACCCAUAAUGCUUUUUUUUGGGUGUGGAAUGAAUUGUUUUUUUGUUGCCUGCAUGCAAUAAAAGCAAAAGCUUACAGUUUCCAAAA
Aplysia californica (California sea hare) is the source of this 1654-nucleotide messenger RNA. RefSeq lists its product as uncharacterized. Lineage: Eukaryota; Metazoa; Mollusca; Gastropoda; Aplysiida; Aplysiidae. Gene Ontology annotation, molecular function: nucleic acid binding. Gene Ontology annotation, cellular component: nucleoplasm. The transcript is spliced from 6 exons. The record is from RefSeq and is a predicted model, not a curated record. The coding region runs from base 115 to 1455 and encodes 446 amino acids.